UGACAACCUCACUUUACAGGUAAUUGCUUAGAGCAGCUCUUCCCCAACAGUUACGUAACCUCCCAUUUAGCUAGCCCAAAGCAUUUGGGUUUUAACGGCGAUGGAUGCCAGUUUUAAUGAUGCGCUGGAGUGACUAAGAAGAAUGAGGAUGGAGAGAGGCAUAUAGGCUGAUCUGUCAGAAGGCCAGUUGCUAUUGCUCUUGGAAUGAGAACUGAAGAAUGCAGACAGCAGCCACUGUUCUCCGGCAUCCACAAGACUUCCAGCAGGAACUCUCAGCCCUGCAGCUCCCACUUGGCACAGGCUAAAUGAAACUCAGACUUUAGUAAACAUGGCUGCCGUCCAGGGGAAAGCAAGGCCAGCUUCUCUGUCCAAAUGGUACCUAUAAAUAAAAAUAGAUUGUUGCGAGGGGAGUGGGAAAUGAGAGGGGGCGGCCACUGCAGGCCCCCUGCUCACAGAGUAACUCCUUGUCCUUUGUCUGGGCUGUUGGCUGGGAGGAGGUGGCACCCUGGAGGCUGUGGGUGAAGCAUUUCCAGUAAAGCUCCUCAUUUUCUGUUCCAAUGCAGGGCCCCAUGGGACCUCGGGGACCUCCAGGCCCUGCUGGUGCUCCCGGACCUCAAGGAUUUCAAGGCAACCCUGGUGAACCUGGGGAACCCGGCGUUGCUGGUCCCAUGGGUCCCCGCGGCCCUUCUGGCCCCCCUGGAAAACCUGGUGACGAUGUGAGUACACCUGGGGAGUCAAACAAGUGGCCGCCUCACUUGAAAGGGCCCAGAGAGGGGGUGCUGGGCAGUGAUACGGAGGCACCCUCGGCUUGACCCAAGGGAGAGGCAACCUGAGGGGCAGAGCGGGUCUGUUGGAGACUCGGACUCCGCCUACUGUCCACUGGCAACUUAGCUUGCAAUUGCCUUGGGGACUGCUUUGGACCCACUGGGAAGGGAACUAAUUAAAACAUCAUUAACUCCUGGAAGGGAAAUUGAGAAGUGAGAGAAGGGAGAGGGAAAACACAAGGGGAAAGAUGUAGAGAAGGAAAAACAAAGAAAGAAACACUCAACAGCCCGACAUUAUCUUAAUUGUAAAUGAGUUAGGAAAAGCUCAGCCUGAGUCAGGAUGUCUGCAAGGGAUGCAAACGAAGGGAAGAGACAAGAGUUGGCACUCGUGAAUCCCAUUAGACAGUGAAAGUCUCUGAGGUUAGGGGGCCCUAGGCCAGUCAGCAGUGCCUAUGAGAGGAGACAGGGAGCCCACCAGGGGAGGCUGGAGGCCGUGGGGUUGGGGACAGAGGAGCUUGCCCAGGGCACAGGCAGCUGUGUGAGAGAAGACACGGUGAGCCAGGGAAGGCAUUCGGGGAAGUCUGGGACCUGAAGGAGCGGGGUGGAGAUGAGGAAGCAGGUGGGCAAAGGCAUGGCGGGCUGGGAGGAGAGACGGGGCUCCGGAGUGUGCCAGCUGUGCUAAUAGUCUUCUGAGGAAGCUGAGUUCAUCUCUCUCCCUUCAGGGUGAAGCUGGAAAGGCUGGAAAACCUGGCGAGAGAGGCCUUCCGGGUCCUCAGGUAAAGCCCCACCUUCCCCAGCCUCCAGCAUCAU
Molecule: messenger RNA, 1574 nt
Organism: Orcinus orca (killer whale)
Lineage: Eukaryota; Metazoa; Chordata; Mammalia; Artiodactyla; Delphinidae
Product: collagen alpha-1(II) chain-like
Exons: 3
Coding region: 558-812 (84 amino acids)
Source: RefSeq, a predicted model, not a curated record